GGGAAAGAAGCUGGAAGUAAAAAUCAACUUACCUCUGGAAACAGAAACAUAAAACUCUGGAAUGAUGGAGUGAAACUUUGUGAUACCAAGAGUGAGUCGGCUUUGAACUGCAUUCAAGCUCAGCUCGAGAUUUCCUGCCGGAAGCAGCAACAAAAAGCAACGACCUGUUGGAAAUUCCCCGAUUGUAUUGCAAGAGACAAAAAAUACCCCCGAGGCGAGGCUUACCCAUGUCCUCGAGUGACAUAUGCUCCCACUUCCUCUCAGCUUCAGUGGUACAGGAAAGCAGGUAUCAAAUCGGCUCGACACUGAAAAGGAAACAUUUAGAAUUCAUGCAAAAGCUGAUAACCCCUAACACUGGCAAGCUUGGGGGAAAGCCAUGAUUUUCCCAGCUUACACAACUGCCAGCUGUAGGCUCUGGUACAUGAUUGUGAGAAUCAACCGGCACCCAGUGCAUUUGCACAUCUCCAGGACGUGUUUUCCUGUUAAAGCAAAAUACAGCAGCAGACAUUUGACAGUUUUUGACAGUGUGUACACCAAACUCAGGGGCUGUCUGGAUUAAUAGUCAGUGGUUGUGCUGCCCCUCAGAUGCAGCUCAAGAGGAUGACACAAACAGGAGUCGCAUGAAGAUCAGAGGGGAAUGUCCAGAGCCACAGGCCAGAGCGUGUGGGAAUAACCCCAGGCACAGUACAUGCUGGCAACAACCAGGUGGAAGGCAGCUCUGCAGGACAGAAUUCUGGGGUCCUCAGCAGGCAAGCAGCUGAAUGUGAGCAGCAAGGAGCCUUUGUGGCAGACGAUGACAAGAAUCCUGGGCUGUGUUCGGAAAAACGCUGGCAGUAAGUCAAGAGAGAUCGUGCUCAUCUGAUGCAUCCCCUGCUCUGGGAUUCCCUGUGCAUGAUGGACAUGGAGUAGGAAUAGCAAAGGGUCAGGAAAUUGAUCAGAUAAUUGGACUGUCUAACAUGGGAGGAGAGGCUGAGAGAAUAGAUUGCUUAGCUUCAUGAUAAAGCUCGGAGGGAUCUUUCUGAUGUACAUAAACACCUGAUGGGAGGAAGCCAAGAUGGAGGAAGUCUCAAUGUUCCAGUGAAUGCAAAGAUGUGUGUGAAUAGCAGCCACUCCUGAGGCAAACCUACAAGAGACUUUGCAUAAGCACCUUAUGAAUCCUUUAUUCUGGUGAAAGGAUAAGAACAGAUCAAGAUCAGGCCAGGGGAUGGAGAGCAAUAAGAGCUCUUUGAGCUCCUCUACUGUGUUUACCUAAGGCCACCUCCCUCCUGAAGUACCAGCAGGUAGAUUCCAGAGCAUAAAUGCUUCCAGAUGGGAAGAUGUAUCCAUUAGUGACCAGACCCUCAAAUAAGAGUGGGCUCAAGGCACUGCCUGUUGUGAUCAUAGGGAAUGGACCUUCAGGAAUUUGUCUCUCAUAUUUGCUGUCAGGUUACACUCCUUACUUCAAAAGACACUCUCUUCAUCCUCAUCCUAUUCUUCAGAGGAAACUGGAAGAGGCACCAGAAGUCUCUGUUUUGGACCAGGAUUUGGAGUAUCUGUCUGAAGGCUUGGAGGGACGAUCCCACAGCCCUGUGGCUCUUCUGUUUGACACUCUGCAGCGUCCAGACACAGAUCUCGGUGGGACAGCAGAAUCUGUGCUCACUUGGUGGCAUGAGCCUGACAGAGCCAUCCCCCACCUGGUCCUUGGCAGAAAUCCUCCUGGAGGUGCCUGGCACUCUAUAGAGGGCUCUAUGGUUACCCUGAGCAAAGGGGAAUGGAUGGGACUCCCAGAUCUCCCUUUCAAAGAAUGGUUAAAGCAGAAGAGAAGAGGCCUCAGAAACAAUAGAGCCACAGCAGAGGACAUUGCUCAAUAUUACCAACACUAUGUGAUGAAGAAAGGCCUGCAGAAGAAUUUCAGAUGGGGCACCGUUGUGACCUCUGUGAGGAAAGUGAGUGCAGAGAGCAUCUCCAACCACACCCAGAAAGAUCUGCAGGAGGAUAGUGACUCACUCUGGAACUCUAAUGAGAAAAGCACAGAGAUCUUUCAGGUGGAUGGAUUUUUCAAAACUGUGGAAGGUGAUAAAGAGCCCUUCACCAUCUACGCAGAGAAUGUGGUUUUGGCUACAGGAACAUAUGACAAUCCUACCUGGCUCGGAGUCAAGGGAGAAAACCUUUCCUAUGUCCACCACCAGCUGUCUGCCCUAGAGGAAGCAGUGAAGAACAACAGUGUUGGCAUCAUGUCAGACCCAGUCUUGAUUGUAGGUGCUGGUCUGACAGCUGCUGAUGCGAUUCUCUUUGCUCACCAUUGCAAUAUUCCAGUAAUCCAUGCUUUUCGGAGACGAGUCACUGAUCCAGGCCUUAUUUUUAAUCAGCUCCCCAAAAUGAUGUACCCUGAAUACCACAAAGUCCAUCAGAUGAUGAAAGAACAGACAGCUGCCUGUGCUGGGCCCUAUGAGUGCUACAUCAGCCUCCCUGAACACCACGUGCUCUCCUUUGGCAAGGACAAGAAAUGCAUCUUGCAAGACAAGAAUGGCUGUCAGAAGGCUUAUAAAAUUUCCAUGGCUCUUGUUCUAACUGGCUCAAACCCCAACCUCUCCUUCCUGCCAAAUAAUGGCAUUGACUUGGCAAUAGACAGUGACCAGCCAGUCAAUUCAAAGAGGAAUCCCAUAGAUGUUGAUCCAUUCACCUAUGAGUGCACUCAGGAGAAAGGGCUCUAUGCUCUGGGACCUCUAGCAGGAGAUAACUUUGUUCGCUUUGUGCAGGGAGGGGCUCUGGCUGCUGCCAGCUCCCUGGCAAAGAAAGCCAACAAAAAUCCCCCCUAACAAAAAGCCCCAUCCCUGUACUGCCUGUACCUGGAUGGGUUAGUGAUCUUGCCGUGGAGCAGCAGAUCAUCUGAUUUGUACAUCCUCAAAUCUAAAGGCCGUUCCUGGUACUCUUCAAGGAUAUUUGGAGAGUUAGUAAGUUCUUGCCAAGUUAUUUGAGAAGAUUGAGUGACCAAAUGAAGGGGGGGUUCCACACACAGCAUUACCUUCAAUUCCUGAGAAUUCAGCUCCUUUUCUGCACAGCUGUGCUCGGUUACUGGGACUGAAGCUUGUGCCUAGAAGAGCAAGGGGCAAGACAGGAAUUGCUCUUCUGUCUAAAACCCUCCAGGUGACUGAAAAUUGGAUUGAGGAAUCAAUGUUCAUUAUUUUCAGAUAGCAGGCCCACAACACUGUGUCUGUUGGUGUCUUAUGGUGUUUUGUCAUGAAACAGAGUAAACUGACCUGGUUUUAUUUACUCUUGUGGUUUGGCUGUACGUUCUUGUUAGGCCAGAAAUCACUGCCAGGUGCUGCAGGUACCUCUUUGGCACAUGGAGGGGUACUCUGCAAGUGACAACUGACAUACAAACAUUCAAAAUUGUAUUGAAUCACUGACACCAGCAACAAGUAAUAUAUGAUUAAAAAAAAAAAAAAAAUCAAGAGAUUCCUGUAAUGGGUGUUUCUCCUUCCUACGAAGAAAUGGUACUGAGUUGCAAAUACUUGGUUUGCUAUCUUGUAGCUUCCUGCUUUCUGAAUCCUAAACCUGUGAUAGCCAAACUCUUGGCAGCUGCUGUAGAGACAAGCAGAACUAAAGGGGAGCUGCAAGUCUGUCUUGGAACUGUCCACAUACUGUAUGGGGCUUCUGCUGCAUAGAGUAUUCUGGAAAGGUGCAAUAUGUUAUAUACUGGGUGAAUUACAAAUGUAUUAUGUUUUUUUUUUUAAAAAAUAUAUUAUUUGUAUAAGAGGGAAAAUGGCACAGUCACUUUUUGGUAGCUUUAUGCUAUAGAUAUAGAUAUGUAUCUCAACUUUUUAUACUGUUUUUCUAAAAGAUUUUUAUUCACAGAAUAUUUUGUUACGGUCUUUCAGUCUGUUCUGAAUGAGCUGGGGUGGAUGGCAAUGAUACCCUAUAUAGUAAGCAGCAUUCUCAACAGACCUACAGGGGUUUUCAUAGAUUUCACAGGAAAAACUGCAGUCAUUGUUCAUUUAAUUUGAUGAAAAAACAGACUCUGCUUCCUGUGCUGCACUGAAACUCACUGACACCACAAGUCUCUGAAAAGCGAAGUGGAAUGAGACAUCUGUAAAUGAAUUGGCCUGAAGCUGAGAUGUGGGAAGGGCUUGUCUGUGAUGUUACUCUGUCACACUUGAAUCAUUUUUCUGACUGACUAUUCUUGUAUAAAAACUUUCCAAUAAAGUGAUUUCAGACUUA
Messenger RNA from Hirundo rustica (Barn swallow), 4200 nucleotides. RefSeq names its product oxidative stress induced growth inhibitor 1 (gene OSGIN1). The transcript has 8 exons. The record is from RefSeq and is a predicted model, not a curated record. Bases 1299 to 2798 code for a protein of 499 amino acids. NCBI's taxonomy places the organism in Eukaryota, Metazoa, Chordata, Aves, Passeriformes, Hirundinidae.